Messenger RNA from Platichthys flesus (European flounder), 9623 nucleotides. RefSeq names its product family with sequence similarity 120 member C (gene fam120c). Gene Ontology annotation, cellular component: nucleus. Lineage: Eukaryota; Metazoa; Chordata; Actinopteri; Pleuronectiformes; Pleuronectidae. The transcript is spliced from 18 exons. The coding region runs from base 619 to 3729 and encodes 1036 amino acids. The record is from RefSeq and is a predicted model, not a curated record.
GCGAGGAAGUCGCAAGAUGGCCGCUGUCUCCUGGAAGUAACGUUCCCCUCCGCAACAUGAAGCCGUGAGCGUGGAAGAAAGCGAGGGAGGCACCGACGGGCUUUUAUUUUUGUUUUCUUUUAGUUCUUUUUCUUUUCUUUCGUCACACAUCAUCUCAUUCCGCGUCGUGUCCGCCUCGGACUCGUGUUAGGCAGCUGACGCGUCAAAUCACGCCGGGGACCCUGCCAGCAGCUAGCGCCUAGCAGCUAGCUGUUAGCAGCUCGUCUCUCAGAUCGGUCGGAGCUGCUUCUGGUGAACGAUGGCAGCAGGAAACGUGUUGGACUCUCCCCGCCUGUAGCUGCCCUGGCCCCGCUGACAUGUCACCAGACCCCCGCAGGGGUGGAAAGUAACCCGAGCAGCUACGACUGAACUCAGCGUAGAUUCUCAUAUCUGUGUUCUGGAGGAAUUCGGUGCACGGUGACUCGUCUCACUCGAAGUUAACCAAACUAGUUAGUCACUACAUCGGAGAGCAGUUAGCUUGCUAGCUGCUGUCUCGCCCCACGUCACAGCACAAACACGGCGUACAGAACGUACUCCGAGCCCGCUCCCGGCCACACGCACCGGCUCAACAACACCGUCAUGGGAGUGCAGGGUUUUCAAGAGUAUUUAGAGAAGCGGUGUCCCGGAGCUGCGGUCCCGGUGGACCUCCUGAAGCUCGCCCGUACCGCGGCCCGCCAGCCCCCUCACCACCAUCACCCACACCACCACCCACAUCACCCCGGGCCCAUGCCUCCCCCGCCCCCGCCUGCCAGGAUCCUGAUCGACGCGGACUCCGGCCUGCAGCGCCUGUACGGCGGCUACCAGACGGACUGGGUGUGCGGGGGCGAGUGGAACGCCAUGCUGGGCUACCUGGCUGCCCUGUCACAGGCCUGCCUGUACCAGGGUGGCCUGGAGCUCGUCGUGGUUUUCAACGGCACACUGGGGAAGGAGCGCUGGCCCGAGUGGGCGCGGCGAGCUCAGGGCCAGAGACAGACGGCGCAGCUGAUCGUCAACCACGUCGGCAGCAAGGCCACCCCGCCUCCCCGGGCAUGGUUCCUGCCCCCGGCCUGCCUCAGCCACUGUGUCCGCCUCGCCAUGUUCCGCUUCCGAGUGCGGGUUGUACAGACUUUGGAGGACCACCACCAGGAGGUGCUGUCUCUCUACAGAGACUAUGCAUUUGCUGGUCUGAUUGCUCAGGAUUCUGAGUUUGCUCUCUGCAACGUUCCUGCCUACUUCUCCUCACACGCACUCAAACUGAGCUGGAACGGCAAAAACCUGACCACACACCAGUACCUGCUGUCUGAGGCCGCCAGGCAGCUGGGGCUGAAGACGCAGCACCUGCCCUGCUUUGCUGCUCUGCUGGGAAAUCAUAUUCUGCCCGAUGAGGACCUGGCUGCCUUCCACUGGAGUCUGCUGGGACCAGAACACCCACUAGCUUCUCUCAAGGUGCGAGCUCAUCAGUUGGUGCUGCCGCCCUGUGAGGUGGUGAUCAAGGCGGUCUCAGAGUACGUUUCCUCCAUUAAGGACCUGGGAAACCUCGAUGCCAUCGCCAGAGAUGUCUUCAAACAGUCACAGUCUCGUAUGGAGGACAAGGUGGAGCGAUUUAAGAAAGCUGUGGAGUAUUUCUCAGCUGCCUCAAAACCACGUUCACCCAGUAUGGGGCCCUCUGCUUUCAUCUUACCUGGGUUUGGACCCACUCCGUUUGGGGGACCACCUGGCCACAUGGGACCGAUGCCGCCUGGAAAGAAUCAGUUCCCUCCUCCCCAGGUUCCAGGAUUCAAACCACCCUAUCAAAAUGCUCCAUAUGGACCUGGCCCCACCCCCCUGUUCCAGAACCCGCCUCCAACGUCUCAAGACUGCAACGACUCGUUGACGGGCAAGAUGGGAUUCUCUGACUGGUCAGCUCCCUAUGAUUCCACUCAGGUGGGAAGUCGAUUACCCAAUCAUCACAUGGGCAAUCAAUCGGGGCCGUCUCCGUCGCCUUCCUCAUCAUCAGAUGGAGAUGAGCCCAAUGACAGCAACGCAAACCAUUUAACAGACAAACCCUCACGGUGGGAUGAUCCUGCGGGAAGGGGGGGCUCGGCCUCUAGGGAUGGUUCUCAAGGCAAUGGGAGCGGAUCAAACAUUCCCUCACUUCUGUCUAUGGCGACGCGGAGUCACAUGGACAUAACCACACCCCCUCUGCCUCAGGUCAGUGCUGAGGUUCUUCGUGUCGCCGAACACAGACACAGAAGAGGACUGAUGUACCCACAGAUUUACCACAUAUUGACCAAGGGAGAGAUGAAGAUGCCAGUGUGUAUAGAAGAUGAGUGUAACUCUGAGCUGCCUCCUGCCUCGCUGCUAUUCCGUGCUGCCAGACAGUAUGCCUACGGCGUCCUCUUCAGUCUGGCCGAAACACACCGCCGCCUGGAGAGGCUUGCAAUCCGAAAGAGGGCUCCCCUGGAAGUUCCUCCUGUGAUUGUCAAAGAGUGGAGUAGUGGCAAGGCUAAGUCUGCCCUGACUCCAGAGCUGGUUCCGGCCCUUUGUUUCCGGGAGUGGACCUGCCCCAACCUGCGCCGUCUGUGGUUGGGUCGGGCCAGUGAGGACCGCUCCAGGAGAACUAGGGCCUUCCUGGCCUGCCUUCGCUCCGACUGCCCAGCGUUACUCAACCCAGCACAGGUUCCACAGCAUCUGCUGCUCAUGUGCUGCGUGCUCAGGUAUUUAAUGCAGUGGCCUGGAGGAAGGAUCCUGCAGAGACAUGAGCUUGAUGCCUUCCUGGCCCAGGCCGUUUCUAGCCAGCUCUAUGAACCCGACCAGCUCCAGGAACUGAAGGUGGAGAAGGUGGAUGCCCGUGGUGUGCAGCUGGCUGCUCUCUUUAUGGCCGGCGUCGACACAGCACUUUUCAUCAAUGACGUGUGUGGCCAACCGCUGCCGUGGGAACACUGUUGUCCCUGGGGCUUCUUUGAUGGAAAACUGUUUCAGAGCAAACUGGCCCGGGCCUCCCGCGACCGGGCCGCCCUGCUGGACAUGUGCGAAGGGCAGGAGGAGCUGGUGUCCAAGGUGGAGAAGAUGCGUCAGGCUAUCCUUGAGGGCAUCAACCUGUCCCGUCCCCCUCCUCCUCCCCCUCCUCUCCCACCCCCUGCCUUCCUUCCCCCUGCUAUGGUACCCCCGUUCUACCCCAUGCCUCCUCUCUACCCGCCUCGCCACAUGGGUGGAAUGCCCCCACAUCAUCACCCACAUCACCCUGCCCAGCACAGGCCGAGAGCCUUCCCAGGUAUUCAGUCCAUCCCCCCUCAGGGUGGAAAACUGGAGAUAGCUGGGAUGGUGGUGGGACAGUGGGCCGGGAACAAACCAGUACGUGGGAGAGGAGGCUUCAACAUGCAGGUGGUUUCAGUCGGAGCAGGGAAAGGGAGAGGUAAAGAGAUCCCAGCUAAACUAAGGGGAGGGAAAAAGGCACCUGCCAACAGAACACAGAUGUCAUCGUCCCCCCCAGCCAGCAGCCCCCCAAAGCCCUCAGAGGAGGAAGACUCCACGUCAGAGGUCGCAAUACAGCAGCUGAACGGCAGCUCAGCGACCUCCGCCAUUGGCCAAUCCUUGGAGCUGGCCCCCCUGGCCCAGCCAAUCCCUUGUGCCUUAGCCAGCAGAGACAACCAAUCAGAGGGGUUGGAAGUGGAGGCCCCCUGUUGCCUUGACGACUGCCCGUCAGACGGAGCACUACAGAAGGAGGAGUGAUGGCAUCCUUCUUGGGAUGUGCAGCUCUGAGAGAGUUAUCUGUGUUUGACUGCCUUUCCCUGUUUUUGUAGCCCCGCCUCCUAACUGCACAUGAUCACAUGAAGCAGGAGGUGAAACAAGUCUCCUCCUCCUACUCCCUGCUGCUGCAUGUGAUUGGCUGAAGCAGUUAGCCGUUACUCCCUUUUUAGUUUUCUCAUGUGGUUUUAAAAUGUUUCUGAAGAGGUUUUCUCUGAGCCUGUAAGCGCCCCACCCCUCAGAAAAUCCUAAACGCCUCCUUAUCAAUAUUGAUUAGGAGUAAAAUAAGCUUGAAGCCCCGCCCCUAAUACGACCUGCCAUCUUAAACAAGCCCCCCCUCUUAAGUAUGGAUAUCAGUACAGUUUUAAGUUUCUUAUUUUAGCUUUUUUCAAUGGUACCAUUGUGUGAUCACUGCACACAGAUGUGAAGUUUGUGGUUACUGUGACAGAUUGGAUGUGGUUUCAGUGGUGACAGGUUCUUGGCCUGGUCACCAUGGUUGGUAUUUGUGCGUUGAUUCGGUUUGUUGCCGUAACCGUCUCGUGAGAGGUUUCAGAGUGAUGUUCUGUUCUGCUGUGCAGUGACCCUUGUUCCCCCGCUACUCUGCAGGCUAGCCUCAUUGCUACCCACAGUGUUAGCAUACAAGCUAACAGCAAAGCCCAUUUUAUAGUUUGAUUGAUUAUCUAUCACUGGAGCACUUCUGCACCACCAUGGUAUUAACAUGCUGUUUUACUUUGACCUAUGUAGCAUAGCCUAGUUCUUAGCUGUGCUAAGAGACCCUGGACUUUAUGCACCUUAAGCCCUUAAGUAUGCAAGAUUAUACCCUGCUCCAAAAAAAGUGCAUUAUUAAAUUAUCUUCCCAUACCCUUGUCCCUUUAUCCCAAAGCUUUGAUUGUAUUAUCCCAACAGAAGCACUUAAUGUUGUAUUUAAAUAUAAUGAAAUUGAACCAGCCCCUGAACAGUUGAAUUGACAGACUGUCAGGGGUUCCCCUGCGGCUAAGUAAAUCAUAAUGACAUAUAGUGCUACGCUUACAGGUAGAGAUCUAUGUGAGAGAUGUCAGAAUGUGAAGAGUGGUUUCAGACAAAGAGACACUUUGUUUUUAAACGGUUAAACCACACUGGACAGUCCUCUACUACGAGAUCAAAAAAUGAAACGACUAUGAGGCACCUUCUGGAGUUAAGGCCAAAAAGAAAAGAAUAAUGCUGCCCAGCAAAAGAUGGGGCUGAAUAAUGGGGGCUUGGUCCAUUGCCACCAGUUCCCUUCAGGCUGGUCUUACACAUUCAAUCAAGAACUUUGCAACGAGGCUGAAAAGGCCCCUGAUUGCUAUGAAGAGGAUUCCCAGGAAAUCAUUUCACAUUUCUACAAAGUUAUUUCCAAAGUGUAUUUUAAAGGCUCGCCGACUGAGGCAGCCACUGAUAUAUAUAAAUGGGGUGUGGCAUCAAAAGCCUCAAAGAUCCCUCCACCCUUGGCUGGUGAUUAAUUGAGCAACUGUUGUCACGUCAACCCAACACCACGAGCCCCGCAGAGCUCUGCUGCGUCACUUUAUACCGGCAGGAAGCACUUCUCUGCACGGUUUGAUCACAUGACAGGGGAGAGGAAGGCGGCAUGGCCGGCCUGAGUAUGCCGCUCACAAUCUGAGACUUGCAACAUACUGAACUGUUUUAUCGGAGCACUUAUGUUUGUUGUGAAUGAGAUGUGUCCCCACAUUAGGUUUCAACUGAUAAUGAAAAACAAGUUAUGUACUUCUUACCGAUGAUUGGUAGCACAACUGCUAAUGUAAAAGCAGUAGACAGACAAAUCUUGCCUGAGAGAUGCCGGCCAUGAACAUGCGAUCUCUUUAAACAUACUAAGAUGUUAAAAUGAGCUCAUUAGAAGAAGACAAGUCACCAAGAAGCACCUUAUUUCCUUACUAUGUUGAUGACUUGUUGCUCUAUCAUGUGCCACAGAAUUGACCUGGAUAAGGCUCUUAGGAAGGAAAAGACAAACUGACGAUAUCUGUGUAGUUGAGUCAGACAUCCCCUCUGUAACAUAUUACAGUAAAACGCUGACUGUUGACCCAGCAAUGAGUGUAGGCCUACGCUCAUCACCACAGGACUGAUCUGCAGCCGUCUCUUACACCAACACCAAAUCAGAAGUUCAGACAAGUUAGCCAUUACUGGGAGAAACGCGAGCAGACGAGUGCUGUAGGUGUUUAUAGGUUAAGAGUAGGUCACAGCGUCGGUCUUAAAGCAGGACUGUAAAACACAAACAUCACAAAUAGGCUAGCGAAUAUAGCUCAACUGGCCGAAAUAUUAUGUCUAGGUUCACUAGGAGUCAUUUACUUAACUGCUUUCAACUUUUGACAUUAGUACAAAUAUGUGUAUUGCAACAGUACAUUGUUAAAAGAGGCUUUAUUCCGUGGCGAGCCAGAGUGUGGUCCCGUAUACGAAGCCCUCUCACGAUUCACUCGCCAGAUAACAGCACACAAACACAGGUAUUCAGUUGCAUUGGUUACCUGAAGCUUUGUCUCUGAUUUUGUGCAGUUUAUCAGAGAUCAUCUGGUAACACAUUCAACUGACUCAACAUCCCACACACACAACAGAUAAACGACAAAGUAACAGUGUUGUCACUUGGACACAGAAAUGAUCAGCUACAUUAACACACACACAAUCGUUAAACCCGAGUGACCUAGUAGCUAGUUUGGAGAAAAAAAAGUCAACACAACACAUAAUGUGGUUUCUCUCUGUUGUCCUCGUCUGUUUUAGUUCAAUAGAUAAUUGAUUUUUGUUUUUUUUUGUUUAUGCCACCCCCCCCUCCACUUCCCCUCCCUCCUUUCCACUUCCUCUAAAACUGUUAAUUAACUUGUUAUCUCGGUUUAUCACACACACCAUAUCCAUUGAUUCUCAUUAAACGCAGACGCACACAAACGCAGAUAUCGUACACAGGUUAGCCCCUCCCUCUAAGUUUCCCGCUCUCUUUCACCUGUACUAGGGCUGCUCGAUUAAUCGAAAUUGAAUCGUCAUUACGCUUAUGGGGUCAAACGAUCUCCAAACUACUGUAAUCGAGUUGAAACGAUUAUUUGGAAUUUUUUCCGAAAGAGACGCUUAAAUCAGACCUUCCCGGGAAGCAUUCCGCGGCCCAGCUGACUGGCCCUCACUCUGAAGCAGCCGUGAAGUGAAGGAGGCGAGUUGUUGUGUGUGUGGUGACCGGCGGUGUUUACAAAACAGCGCGAGUGGAACAUGGCAGAGGGAGCCAUGCUGAGAGCAGCAGCUAGCCGCUGAGAGAGAGUGACUGGUACUUCCGGUUCAUUUAUAGAAUAAAGCAUCGACUUCAGAAUAAGGGCACAUAUUAAUAAUGGUUUGAAUAAUCUUGAUUUUGAUAUUAUUCAAAUUAAUCGUGAUUAUGAUUUUUUCCAUAAUCGAGCAGCCCUUACCUGUACCCUCCUUCACUCUCAUCCCCCUCCCUCUCUCUCCUUUAGCACCAUCCCCAUUGGCCGUCUUUUUAUUUAGUCUCUUUUCUCUUUGGCUGCCCCGCCCCGUAAUCAACCCGACUAACAGUAAGGUUAUAUUAACGCUGAUAAUCAGUUUCUGUGUGUAUCUAGCCAGAGUCUGGGGAAAAAAAUCUGAAAAAAAUCAAAACUGUUUUAUUCAAUUGUGCAAAUGUGUUUUCUUACUAUUUUUAAUGUUAUUACAUCUUCUAAUCCUUCUACCAUUGCUUCAGUUAGUACUGAAAUAUGCUUAGCCAACCUAGAGAUUUGAACUGUAACGAUUGCGAUUUUCCUUACCUGUAUUUUAUGGCAUCUUUAGACCACUUCACCAUUUAUUCUGUACGUAAGUAAAUAUUGCCCGUUCUUUCAUUGUCUGCACUGUUUGAUUCUCAAGAUAUCCCCGAUUCCGUGGUCGACUCAGUCGAAGCUGAACUCUGCGCCCUUGCACAAAGCAGUGAAACAUCUCUUAACACCUGAGAACCAAACCAAAGUGCACCCCCCCCCCCCCCCCGAUAGUACCCCACCCUCACACUGACAGCCCUUCCCAGUUACAAGUUUUCUGAUCAGUAUGAUUAUAUAUAUAUGAAAUGAUAUUACAGCACGUGUGAUCUUACAAGUGUGUGACAGUGUGUUUACACUGGUGGCUGUGGAGACACAGACAGGAAGAAGGACCUGAGUGUGUUUGUGGAUGAUGAGCGAUCGAAUGCAGGUUCAGUCACUGAGUUUGUUGUUGGUAGUUUCAUUGACUGAACUUAUCUUGUGUGAAGCGCUGCACAUGCUCAGAUCUGCACUAACGCACAGGACCAACCAACAUGCUUCAGUCAUGCUGGGUUUAACGCCCUCGUGUUUCUUUACAUGUUGAAAGUUGUGCCCUCUCAAACUUGUCUUUGAUUGAUGGAGCACAGUUACAGAGCCUCUUCAUAUUGUUGGUGGAUGUGGAGGCUGCUGAAUUUUCCUCACAACAAACAAACAGACUGGCUGGCCUCAUAAACAUGAAUCAAUAUUGAUAGUGAAUAGUUAAUUCAAUUAAUUUAAUAUGAAUCCAGCUGCAAUGAAUAGUCAAGAAAUUGUAUAACAACUUUUUAUUUUCAUUUUCAGAAGUUGCAUAAAUGACCGUUGGUAACUGGACUUGAUUGUUUCUCGAAGAUGUUUAGUCAAAGAAGCUUCUUCAGGUCUGACUAAUGGGAGGUUACAGGUAUUUAACCUGAGUGUGUAAUCCUCUUUCAAACCAUCGCUCUUCUCUGGACAAAGUAAAAACAUUACCUCAGAAGAGUGUCACUUGUCAACGAAGUGUAAGUGAACUGCUUCGUCCUGGCCUGAGGAACUGGUUCUUCUGUGCCAUCUGUUUCUGUCGUGGUGGAUUCCUGGAUGUGAAGGUCUGAGCAAUCCCCAUUGUGUUGGAUUGUAUAAACCACAUUGUCCUGUUUGUGUCAGGGUGAACACUCUUUGAGUGUUGCUACACUUGAAAUGCGGAGUUAAACAUGUACAGAGGUUGAAUACUUGAAACCUCCCGUUAGUCAGUUAGGCCUCUUGGAUAAGAAGUAUAACGUCUUUCAAGUUUCCUCAACUUGUAAAUCUUGUGGAGACGAUGAGCUUGAUGAUACAUUUUUAUUCAUCUAAUUGAGCUGAUAUUUAUGUGAAGGUUUUUGACCUAACUAUGAAUUUCAAGAUGUCAAUGGUCAAUUUUUGUAAAUUGUGGAGAUUUUUGACUUAUUGCCACAAAAGGCCGAAUAGUGAAAAUGUUAAGAAAAAUUGUUAAUUAAUGUUAACUACUGUCCCAAGUUGAUCCAUCUCAGCUGAAGUGACUCGAGGAAAAUUCAGUGUUAAAGACUGUCUUGUCUGGAUCAAUGUGAAGAGAACAGAACGAAUUGAUCUAGAAGUUUUAAUCUAUCAGAAACAAGUCACCUGUUUUCUACCUGUUCUGGUCGCGUCACAUCAAUUCGUCCGGUUUGAUUAAGUCUUUAUUCUGUCUGUCUCUCUCUACUGCCCCCCCGGCCCCUUCCUGCCUCGAUGGCGGAGACAGAGGCUGGAGUUGAUUCUGUCACGAUAGUCAACAUGUGAACCAGUGCAUGUACUUCAGCACCAAGGUCCCUCUAAACCUACCUGUGCAGAGAAAAGGUUCAAAUUUAUCCAUAAUAUUGUUAUAGAAAUAUUAUCAUUAUUGCCGUUAUAAUUAUUUGGUAUAAUUUGUCAUUGUUAGCAUUAUGGAAGCACCAGACUGUUUGUGGAAAGACGAGAAAGAAAGCAUUUAGUUUCUCUUUAUUUUUUUUUGAUUUGUCCGGCUGUAGUUGGUCUGCUCUCACAGAGGGAGGGGAGGAAAGCUGUAGAAAGAGAAAGAUGGCAGUCAUGUUUGUACUGGUUGGGAAAUGACUUACAGUGCUGAAAUAAAAUUUAUUCUUUUAGUAAAAAAAAGUA